Messenger RNA from Phragmites australis (common reed), 774 nucleotides. RefSeq names its product peamaclein-like. The record is from RefSeq and is a predicted model, not a curated record. The coding region runs from base 212 to 496 and encodes 94 amino acids. The transcript has 2 exons. Lineage: Eukaryota; Viridiplantae; Streptophyta; Magnoliopsida; Poales; Poaceae.
GGUUAAUCCAACAUCCCAAAGCAAAGAACUUCUAGCUGCUAUCCCCAACUACCCUCCCCUGGCUACACCACCACUGGACAUGAUGAUCACAUAAGCCAGGGACGGUUCAGUCCUAUAAAUCACCCCAAAACCCGAAGUCACUACCUCACUUUAUCGCCACCACCCCCAGCCUCACACAAAGCAGGAGUGUAGUGCUAGCAUCUUAGGCAAGAUGAAGCCUCACACCACCACCACCACCCUGGCUCUCCUCCUCUUCCUCCUCAUGGCCUCAUCUUCCCUUCAAGUCUCCAUGGCUGGAUCAAAGUUCUGCGACGGCAAGUGCGCGGUCAGGUGCUCCAAGGCGAGCCGGCACGACGACUGCCUCAAGUACUGCGGGAUCUGCUGCGCCGACUGCAACUGCGUGCCGUCGGGGACGGCCGGGAACAAGGACGAGUGCCCCUGCUACCGCGACAUGACCACCGGCAAAGGCGACCGCAAGAGGCCCAAGUGCCCAUGAUUUCUCCGCGACGCGCUCACCUCGCAAUCAUGCGUACAGAAUGAAUAUGCAUCCAUGCAUGUGUACCGUGACCGAUCGAUGGAUCUACCAUGGAUGUGUGUCAUGUGUGUGUGUGGAGACAGAUCUGCAUGUCCUGUGCUGCUAGGCAUCUCAAGCUAGCUUCUGCCUUUACUAGCUACUACUAUGUACACGAGACACGGCAUGAGACAGGACAUGAAGCUACUAGCUACUACUAUGUAUACUGGCCAGGUGAUAAUAAUGUUGUGUAUUGUAAUGAA